Platichthys flesus (European flounder) is the source of this 5632-nucleotide messenger RNA. RefSeq names its product tyrosine kinase with immunoglobulin-like and EGF-like domains 1 (gene tie1). Gene Ontology annotation, cellular component: signaling receptor complex. Gene Ontology annotation, biological process: protein phosphorylation; positive regulation of kinase activity; multicellular organism development. Lineage: Eukaryota; Metazoa; Chordata; Actinopteri; Pleuronectiformes; Pleuronectidae. The record is from RefSeq and is a predicted model, not a curated record. The coding region runs from base 270 to 3704 and encodes 1144 amino acids. The transcript is spliced from 24 exons. Gene Ontology annotation, molecular function: ATP binding; transmembrane receptor protein tyrosine kinase activity; protein binding.
UCCCAUUCUGUGCCUGCGGUGCGACGGACUGUGAUUCCAGCCUCUGAAUCAACUCGACACGGAGCCGCUGUUCACCUGAGAGAGAGAGAGAGAGAGAGAGAGAGAGACGUUCACACCUGAGCUGGAUCUGUGGAUGAAGUUAUGCGUAAAAAGACGCACCGCUCGUCGUGACGCAGCGUCACCGCUUUGGAUGAAGAGCUCUCCCUAAAAAACUUAAACCCGAACUGGCAGUGGAUUUACUGAGCAACUUUUUGAGGCUUGUGGAUAUCAUGAGGAUUUUAUACGUGUUUGUUGUGGGCUUCAUAAAUGUGUCAAAUGCCGUGAUCGACUUGACCAUGAUCUCCACCGCGGAGGUCACCGACGUCGACCACUUCAGCAUCUCCUGCAUCGAUGGAGGGAACGGCCCUGCCCAGGACAAGAUGAGCAUCAAGAGAGACAAUGAGAUUCUCAAGUUCCCCAAAAUGCCAAAGUUUAACGUGCACAAGCCGAGGACCACGGAGGUCACGGCCAGAGAGUUCCGUGAGCUGGAUCACAUCGGGAUCUUCUACUGUGAAUCCUCUCAGGACGAUCCGCUGCGUGAGACGGUCACGAUGAUCAACAACUACGUGGGAGCUAAUUUCAUUCCAACCCACCUCACGCUGACGGCCAACAAGGGAGCGACAGUGAACCUCAGCAUGGAGCUGCUCAGCUCCCAAAAGAGAGACGUCACGUGGAAGUACAACGGAAACUACUAUUACAUGACUCACUGGAACGAUGUGAUGAACCGCACCGCCGUCCUGACGGUGGAGAACGCAGCGUUCGCCAAUCAAGGCAUCUACAGCGCCAGCUACGUGGGGGACAGUCCGCUGUACGGGGCCUGGAUGAGGCUCAUUGUCAGAGACUGCCCUGCUAAGAAGUGGGGUCCUAGCUGUGAUAAGGCCUGUCCCGAGUGCAUCAACGGGGGAGAGUGUCACGAUAUGGACGGAGACUGUAUCUGUCCUCCGGGAUUCAUGGGGAUGCGCUGUGAGACAGCCUGCAGAGAAGGAAUGUUCGGUCGGAACUGCCAGGAGUCGUGUGGCUCCGAGCUGAACUGCAAGGGGCUGCGGUUCUGCCUACCAGACCCGUACGGCUGCUCCUGUGCCAGCGGCUGGUUUGGCAUCCGCUGUGAGAAGCCCUGUCACAAUGACAUGUAUGGACCAGACUGCAGGCUGAGCUGCAACUGCCAGAAUGGAGGAGUGUGCAACCGGUUCAGUGGAUGUCAGUGUCCCAGAGGCUGGAGGGGACCGAACUGUGAGAGGUCUGACCGGGCUCCCCAGAUCUUGGGCCUGGAAACUAACUUGGAGUGGAAUCUCAACUCCAGCCCCAAGAUCCAUUGUUCAGCCACAGGAAACCCGCUGCCCAGCCACCACGGCAUCGAGCUGCGGAAGCUGGACAGCUCUGUGCUCAAGGCUUCUCACACCAUAAUGGACGCGAACAAGAGCAUCGCCCUGUUUGAGAUCCCUCGCCUGAGCGCUCAACAGGGAGGAAUGUGGGAGUGCAGGGUGUCCACCAAUGGAGGCCAGGACUCCCACAAGUUCAACGUCACCAUCAAAGAGCCCCCUGUGCCCAUCGCUGCCCCCAAACUGCUGGAGAAGAGCAGUAAGCAGCUGCUGGUGAUGCCAGUGGACGCCCACAUCCGAGGAGACGGCCCCAUCAUCUCCACCCGGCUCCUGUACAAGCCUGUGGAGAACGGAGAUUCUUGGUCCUCCAUUAUCGUCUACAGUGAAAAGGAACCAAUCACACUGAUGAACCUGGAGCCUUCGACUCGCUACCGCGUCUGUGUGCAGCUGAGUCGUCCUGGAGAGGGAGGGGAGGGGGAGCCGGGGCCGGAGGCCAUCAUGGAGACCGACUGUCCUGAGCCCACAGUUCAACCUGAGAUUGACAUCAGUUCGGCGGAAGGCCGCAAUGUCACGGUGCACUGGCGGCUGCCGGGCAGCGGUAGCGUUAGUGCCGGCGCCGCCUCGGGCUUUUUAGUGCAGCUCUUCGGGCCGCCGCCCUACAGUGAGAAGCUGCUGGACGGGACCACCCUGCUCAAUGUGCUCUCCACCAAGUUCUACGGCCUGGAGUACCAGCAGGACUACACCGUGGUGGUGCGCCUCAUCAACUGUGGCAGCCGGGGGCCACCGUCCAAACCCUAUCGCUUCCGCAUCAGCAGCCAGGGCCCGUCCUCCCCACGCAACGUCCAGGCCCUGCCUCUGUCCGUGUCCGCCGUUCAGCUGAAGUGGCAGCCCCCCGAGGAUCCCAACGGAGGCAUCAUCAAAUACAUCAUCGAGUACCAGCCUCUGGGCCAGGGGAGCCCUCACCCGUGGGUGGACACGGACGACGGGAACAAGACCACCAAGGACGUGACGGCGCUGAACGGCAGCACGGUUUACCAGUUCAGGGUGAGGGCCUUCUCCAAAGUGCCCGGGGAGUGGAGCAAGUUCGUUCAGGCGGCGACACAAGGGGACGGCCUUCAGGGUUUAACCCCGACCACCCAGGGUGUGGCCGGGAGGCCUGGGGGGGACAACUACCAGCUGAUGGUGGCGGUGGUGGGCUCGGUGACCGUCACCUGUGUGACCAUCCUGCUGGCGCUGCUCGCUCUGUUCUUCAUCCGCAAGACGCUGCUCAACCGCCGCCGCACCUUCACCUACCAGUCGGGAUCGGGUGAGGAGACCAUCCUGCAGUUCAAUUCUGGAACUCUGACCCUGACGCGGAGGCCCAAGCCCAGCCCGGAGCCCCUCACCUACCCAAUCCUGGAGUGGGAGGACAUCAAGUUCGAGGACGUCAUCGGCGAGGGCAACUUCGGACAGGUGAUCAAAGCCAUGAUCAAGAAGGACGGCAGCAAGAUGAGCGCUGCCAUCAAGAUGCUGAAAGAGUUUGCCUCGGAGAACGACCACAGGGACUUUGCGGGGGAGCUGGAGGUGCUGUGUAAACUAGGGCAGCAUCCCAACAUCAUCAACCUGAUCGGAGCCUGCGAGAACAGAGGUUACCUCUACAUAGCCAUCGAAUACGCUCCCUACGGGAACCUGCUCGACUUUCUGCGGAAGAGUCGGGUGCUGGAGACCGACCCGGCGUUCGCCAAGGAGCACGGCACGGCCUCCACGCUCACCUCCCAGCAGCUGCUGCAGUUCGCCGUGGACGUGGCCACGGGGAUGCAUUACCUCAGUGACAAACAGUUCAUCCACAGGGAUCUGGCUGCCAGGAACGUUCUCGUUGGGGACAACCUGGUGGCGAAGAUCGCCGACUUCGGUCUGUCGCGCGGUGAAGAGGUCUACGUCAAGAAGACUAUGGAGGAAAUGAUGGAGGUGGUGUUUGUCUUUCAGGGGAGGCUGCCUGUUCGCUGGAUGGCCAUCGAGUCCCUGAACUACAGCGUCUACACCACCAAGAGCGACGUCUGGUCUUUCGGUGUCCUCCUCUGGGAAAUCGUAAGCUUAGGUGGCACACCUUACUGUGGGAUGACAUGUGCCGAGCUUUAUGAAAAGCUGCCACAGGGAUUCAGGAUGGAGAAACCCAAGAACUGUGACGACGAGAUCUACGAGCUGAUGAGGCAGUGCUGGAGGGAUCGGCCUUACGAGAGACCCCCCUUCUCCCAGAUCUCCGUGCAGCUCAACAGGAUGCAGGAGGCCAGGAAGGCUUACGUGAACAUGGCUCUCUUCGAGAACUUCACCUACGCCGGGAUCGACGCCACAGCCGAGGAGGCCUGACCACCAGCCCCCCCAGGCCCUAGCACGCCACGCAGCUCCAAGAGGAAGUCCCGAGGAUGGUCGCCGCGCUACUGCCACCUCCCCGCUGCUCAACGCCGAGACAGGAGGACCAGGCGCUCUUUCAAAACCACCCAGUUAUAGAUGGAGGACUGUGAAAGGACACUGUGAGGAACGGGGAGAAGUCAAGAGGCAUAAGGAGGAGUGGAGUACCGCUGGGAUUUGGAUGGAGAGAUUGCGAAACCUUUUGGGAAAUAUUGACACUGCCAUUAAAAACCAUAGUCAGAGAAAAGACACAGCAUUGUUCAUCUUACUGUAACAAAGGUGACGAUGCUGAACCCUUUUCUCUGAGAGUGGAAAAAGUGGCAAAAUCAAGGAGCUCCGUGACUUGUUGAAAACACCACCAGGGCCUGUGGGGUGUCGACGCUUUAUUUUUUUCUCCAGUGCUUUAAAUCAGGGGUGGGGACUUUUACUUUCUAUCAAGGGCCAUUUAAAGUUCUCGACUAUCCUUCGAGGACUGUACUAAAUUUCUAAAACACUUAUAUCACCCUAACUUCUAAUGUGACGGCUGGAUCUGCCUCUCUUUGGGAAGGCGUCUGAUGUCAGAUGGUAGUGAUGAUGCCCAUGGCGAUUUGUUUCUUCUAUUGUUUUAAUCGUAGAGAUAAACUGGAGAUUUCUCUCAGUUUCCCUCUGUGUUUCUGAUGUGGGACUAAUUGACUGAGGUUUCAGAUUCGUAGCUGCGAUCGCUCAUCAUCAAACUUUCUCACAUAACAUUGAGAGGCGGUGGACUAGUGGCAGAGACUUGGACUAUGGGCAGAAAAGGUCUCUGGUUCGUCUCUGGUUCGACUCCACGGAGAGAGAACAAAAAGACGAACCUGGAUUGAUCUGUCCAAAAAUCAAAGAGGAUUCUCCCUACCCUGUCUAGAGCCCCUGAGCAAGGCACCUUACUCCCCCAACCUCUGCUCCCCGGGCGCUGUACAUGGCUGCUCACUGCUCUGUGUGUCCUGCACCCGAUGAGUUAAAAGCAGAGGUUAAAUUUCCCUACCUGCAUGAGUGUGUCUGUGCAUGUGUUUGGGAUAAAUAAAUGCAUCUUAAUCUCAAUCUUAAUCUUGUCUCUGUCAGAAUACAGUCGUGUGCGAGCUGCUUGUUGAGCUCCCAGAAUCUGCCAAAGACCAUUAACUCUCAGUGCAUUCAUCUUUUCUCAACUCAACCAGUUAAGCUGCAGGUUUUCGAGCUGUUUUGUUGGUGAGAUUCGUCUUUUUCAACACUGAAAACAAGACACGCUCACUUUUUCUUUUACCUCAAACAAGAAAAUAACCUUUUGUCCAUUUCCCUUGGAGAACAUUCACAUCUACAAGUGACAACCAUGUUAAGAUUCCUUUUGUUUUUGUCUAUUUAACGCAAAAAAUAUUAUUUGCUGCUAUGGGAAUUUGUUUUUGUUUUUCCGAGUCGCUUCUUUUCUGUUUUUAUUCAUGAACUGCCAACGCAAAUCGAUUCUGCAUAAGGCAGGACGUCCCCCCCCCCCCCCCCCCUGAAUGGAGAAAGAACUUUUUUUCAAGAUAAACACUCAAGUUCUCAGACUGGACGAAGGACAAAAGACAUUUAAUGUAGCACUUAAAUCCAGCCUCAUGUUUGCCUAUCACUGCCAAGGGAAUGUAACUACUGCUGUUUGUAUUAUACAUAUAUGAAGAGUGACAGACCGAUAUAAAUGCAACCGUAGGGCGAUUGUGUUGCUUCACCAGAAGAGCCGUUGUUUGUAAAGUACUACUAAUGAAGGUCUAGGACCGUUAUAGUUUAACCUUAACACUAUGCAACCUAACUGCUGCAUGUAUCCAGCACAUAUGAAUGUACAGUAUGUUUUCAUUAGGUGGUUAUUUGAAUAAAGCUCUUGUGUGGUGACUGGACUCAUCACCACAAGUAGUUUGAUUUAA